AUGCAGGCACAGAUGCAGAUGCAGAUGCAGGCACAGAUCCAGGCGUUGGCAAUUCUCCUGAAAGGCCAACAGCCCACGCCUUCCACUUCCGAAGGGAUUUUGCCAGCCGCUGACACUAUGCUACUACCUUUGUCGACCAUCCAGACCUGCAGCAAGGAAGCUACUGGACAGCAGCCACGUCCACCUCCAUCAGUGCCUGGGGGGCCACAGCCUCCUGCAUUUGUGGCCUCAAACCUGACCUCUGUGGUAGACAACCAGCCCGUCAGAGAUAGGAGAGACAAUACCGGACCUCCUACACCAGCUGUCGUGUCUGCACCACCACCGCCCACCUUGUCGGGGACUGAAGCUGCAACCCAGCCCCGGCCUCCAGUGCUGCCUCAGCCAACACAGUAUGGGCCACCUUCGCAAUAUAUGGCGCCUGUACCACAGCCCCCGGUCUAUCUGCACUCAACACAUCCUGCAGCAGCUGAUGGCACCCCUGUCUCCUCAUCCCAGUCAUGGUCAGUUCAACCAUGCGAUCAUGCCUGCCUUCGUUCCACACUGACCAGCGGACGUGACGAGGUCCCUGUCUUUUGCGGGGAGACGCCAGCCUCCCAGGGCAUGUAG
This is a messenger RNA of Penaeus chinensis, 606 nucleotides long. RefSeq names its product leucine-rich repeat extensin-like protein 5. The record is from RefSeq and is a predicted model, not a curated record. Lineage: Eukaryota; Metazoa; Arthropoda; Malacostraca; Decapoda; Penaeidae. The coding region runs from base 1 to 606 and encodes 201 amino acids. The transcript has a single exon.